GUGACAAUUUUUCGCGAAUGGCAAAUUUCUCAGUCGGUUGUAGCUCCCGUUUAGAUUCAGGAACGCUCUUUCAAGACUAUGAUUUACUCAAAGUCGCACAGCUUUCUAUCAGCAUUGAAGAAAUGGAUGCAGUAACCAUGAAUUACUGGCUUAGCAAGUUUGUGAUGAAGGUGGCCAAGAAUUUAGGGGAGAUAUAUCCACCGAAGACCGCUUAUGAAAUAAUAUUCAGGAUACACAAAGUCGAGUCUUUCCAUUAUCUUGUGUCUAAUUUAUAUCUUGACAAACGGCUUCAAGGGAAACACGAGUGCAGAUCUGACUAUGGCCACGAUGAAUGCUGCAUCUGUCAAGAGCAAUCCGACAAAUUGGGGAGAUAGAGAGAGCCUUUGUGGAAACAUAUGAUGGCGGACAU
This is a messenger RNA of Stylophora pistillata, 409 nucleotides long. RefSeq lists its product as uncharacterized. The record is from RefSeq and is a predicted model, not a curated record. Lineage: Eukaryota; Metazoa; Cnidaria; Anthozoa; Scleractinia; Pocilloporidae.